Messenger RNA from Bactrocera oleae (olive fruit fly), 1963 nucleotides. The record is from RefSeq and is a predicted model, not a curated record. Lineage: Eukaryota; Metazoa; Arthropoda; Insecta; Diptera; Tephritidae.
GCAUUAGUAAAUAUGCUAAUAAGACCGGCUUGUUGAGAAGCUGAACUUAAUGACGAUACUAUUGUAGCGUGUAUCGGUUAAAGAAAUAUGAGCGCGAGAUUUUCAAUCAGUAGGAUUCGCUCACUCCAGCGUACCAGUAACAUUUACGGGUGUAGUUACGACAACAAAUUCUUAAUUUUCAUAGAAUUUCGUUGGAUACUUAGUUUUCGGUAUUUCAUUAUUUGCUUACGAAUUUUAUUGUGCCGAAAAGAUGGAGGUUUUUCUACGUCUCUUGCAAUUAAUGUUCAAGAUUCUUUAUAUAAUAGCUUAUCCGCUAUGGUGCUUCUUUUUACCGCGCAAAGGUCCGUCUACGAUUCCGCCGAUUCGCGACAGAUUAUUGACGCUUUCAGUGGGCGAAGUGUUGGAGUUGUACACACAACGCAAGUUGAAAUCUGUAAAACUGGUAAAAGCUUACUUUGAUCGUGUCAUAGAGGUAAAUCCUCAUAUCCAUGCCGUGGUGCAAGAUCGUUUCCAGAAAGCGCUAGAAGAGGCCGUACGAGCUGAUGAAUUAAUUGCCAGAACUCCAGAUGCGGAAUUACCAGCACUCUUUAAUCGCCUAAAAUUAUUAGGUGUACCUUUUACCGUUAAGGAAUCAUGUGGACUGAAAGAUAUGCCUUUCCGCAUUGGUAGUCGUCAGCGCGCUAAUAUAAUAUGUCAUGCUAAUGGUGAAGUGGUGAACAAUUUGGUGACUGCUGGUGGCAUACCAAUACUGGUCUCCAUAACACCAGAAUAUUGCUUCAGUAUGGAAACAAAUCCAGCAACACAAGAACGUUGCUUAAAUCCACACGACAGUAGACGGACACCAGGUGGAUCUUCCGGUGGAGAAGGUGCUUUGAAUAGUGCAGGCGCAAGCUUGUUCGGUAUUGGUUCUGAUAUUGGUGGUUCGAUACGCUAUCCGAGUUUAUUUUGUGGUGUCUUCGGCCAUAAGCCAACUGGUGGAAUCACUUCAAUUGAGGGACAUUUUCCUUGCUGCAAGGAUAAAGAUUGCCCUGAAUAUCUUCAGCUGGGUCCAAUCACACGAUUUGGUCGGGAUUUGAGUUUAUUAAUGGAGGUCAUGGCUGGCAAAAAUGCUGCAAAAUUGGAUUUGUUAACGCCGGUGGAAACCAAGGACAUAAAGGUUUUCUAUGCAUUGGGAUUUAGUGGUCUCAACGGUAUUUUGCAUAGAUCACCUGUUAAAGAUAUAAAUCUUUCAAUUAUGGCAGCUGUAAAAUGUUUACAAGCCCGCGUCUCACAAACUCAACAAAUGUCAAUGAGCGCUUUCAAAAACUCACUUGAAAUGUCAAUCGGUGGUCUCGUAUUGCUGAAGGAUUUUCCUUAUUUAAUCAACUCUUCGAACCCGCAUAAAAUACGCGAACAUUUUGCCGAAAUGAGUAAGGCAGUUAUGACCCAAUCCGAAUAUUCAAACGAGGCCUUAUACUUCGAUGCGUUACGACGGCUCAAUGGCUGUAUGCGAACGGAAGCUAUGAUGAAAUACAAAGCUGAAUUUGAAGUGCUCAAAUCGACGUUUGCCCGAAUGCUCGGUGACAAUGGCGUUUUAUUAUUCCCCACCUUUCCGGUACCCGCUUUGCAUAAUAAUUCCUCGCUCUUGGCUCUUUGGAAUGUAGAUUAUGCUAUGAUCUUUAAUAUAAUUGGCUUUCCAGCGACGCACAUACCAAUGGGGCGUGAUGGCGAUGAUUUGCCAGUUGGAUUUCAGGUGGUGGCCGCUCCCUAUCGAGAUAAGCUGUGCUUUCAAAUCGCACGUGAAUUAGAAGCCGCCUUUGGUGGUUGGGUUAUUCCCACGCCACAUGCAUUUGAACCUUUGUAAAGGUCGAAAUGAGUAAUUUGAUUUGGUUUUAUUACUCACAUUUUUAUUUUAGAAUUGAAUAAGUCAUUUUAAUACGAUAGUUUUGCAUUCAAUAAAAGUUGUACUUAAUAAUAAAAUAAA